CUCCGGAAGUUUGUGUGCUGUCUUCCGAACAGAACAACGCCAAGGAUUGUUGUUUGGCGCCUUUGCGAGGCCGGUAUUUUCUGAUAAAUUGCGUUAAAAUCGUUGCUGCAAGUUAAAAGUGAAAAAUAGAAGACCAAAAUCGUAAAAUGGGAGAUAAAGGCGACGGAGAAACGUUCGACGAUGCGGUGGAGGAGCGCGUCAUCAACGAGGAGUACAAGAUUUGGAAGAAGAACACACCGUUCCUGUACGACCUGGUGAUGACACACGCUCUGGAGUGGCCGUCGCUGACCGCGCAGUGGCUGCCUGACGUGACCCGGCCGGAGGGCAAAGACUACUCGGUGCACAGAUUAAUCCUUGGUACACACACAUCAGAUGAACAGAACCAUCUCCUCAUAGCGAGUGUUCAGCUCCCCAAUGAAGAUGCUCAGUUUGACGCCAGUCACUAUGAUAAUGAUAAAGGAGAAUUUGGAGGCUUUGGUUCAGUAUCAGGUAAAAUAGACAUAGAAAUCAAGAUCAACCAUGAGGGUGAGGUGAACAGGGCGCGCUACAUGCCCCAGAACCCCUGCGUGAUCGCCACCAAGACCCCGUCCUCUGAUGUGCUGGUGUUCGACUAUACCAAGCACCCCUCCAAACCUGAACCUUCAGGAGAAUGCCAUCCAGACCUUAGAUUGCGCGGGCACCAAAAAGAAGGCUAUGGAUUGUCGUGGAACCCUAUACUCAAUGGAUAUCUCCUAUCUGCUAGCGACGACCACACAAUAUGUCUGUGGGACAUCAACGCCACCCCUAAGGAGGGUCGCGUCAUCGAGGCCAAGUCCGUGUUCACGGGACACACGGCCGUGGUUGAGGACGUGGCCUGGCACCUGCUGCACGAGUCGCUCUUCGGCUCCGUCGCCGACGACCAGAAGCUCAUGAUUUGGGACACCAGAUCCAACAACACGUCCAAGCCCUCGCACACGGUCGACGCGCACACGGCCGAGGUGAACUGCCUCAGCUUCAACCCCUACUCAGAGUUCAUCCUGGCCACCGGCAGCGCUGACAAAACGGUGGCGUUGUGGGAUCUCCGUAACCUGAAACUCAAGCUGCACUCGUUCGAGUCCCACAAGGACGAGAUCUUCCAGGUGCAGUGGUCGCCGCACAACGAGACCAUCCUCGCCUCCAGCGGCACCGAUCGCAGGCUGCACGUGUGGGACCUGUCGAAGAUCGGCGAGGAGCAGACGGCGGACGACGCGGAGGACGGGCCGCCCGAGCUGCUGUUCAUCCACGGCGGACACACCGCCAAGAUCUCCGACUUCUCCUGGAACCCCAACGAGCCCUGGGUCAUCUGCUCCGUCUCCGAGGACAACAUCAUGCAGGUAUGGCAGAUGGCCGAGAACAUCUACAACGACGAGGAGCCGGAGACGCCCGCCUCCGAGCUCGAGUCCGGCGUCAACGUCAACCACGGAUAAUCUACACGUCACACUAGUCGCGAUGUGAACCUUAUCGCAACCAGAUAAGGUACAUUUUUGGUUUCAAUGUGUCUUCUGCGGCGCGACUUUGUGAACCUUCUGGACC
Messenger RNA from Cydia amplana, 1551 nucleotides. RefSeq names its product chromatin assembly factor 1 p55 subunit (gene Caf1-55). The transcript has 10 exons. Gene Ontology annotation, cellular component: nucleus; NuRD complex; ESC/E(Z) complex. Gene Ontology annotation, biological process: regulation of DNA-templated transcription; chromatin remodeling. The coding region runs from base 147 to 1445 and encodes 432 amino acids. Gene Ontology annotation, molecular function: histone binding; nucleosome binding. NCBI's taxonomy places the organism in Eukaryota, Metazoa, Arthropoda, Insecta, Lepidoptera, Tortricidae. The record is from RefSeq and is a predicted model, not a curated record.